CUCAGCGGUACUUCCUCACUCAGAUCCGGGAGUGGUUUGUGGAGUGCGGGCCGGAGGGGCAGGUGGCCAUCAACAUUCGUACGGACGUGUCGCUGUACCGUCUGCUCAGGCCCCUGGACCGCUACGCGCCCUGGUACCGGCUGGUGUGCCGGUGUGCGCACGUGGCGGCCCAGGUGCUGGCGUGGCUGGAGGGGCAGCAGCGGGCCGCCAAGCUGGGGUUCGGGGAGGUGGUGGCCCGGCUGGCAGCGCUGCCGCAGGGACACAGGGCGCAUGUGGGGAGCAAGGCUGCCGUCGUGGAGCGCUUCAUCGUGGUUCACGGGCAGGUCAUCCUGAACAUGAUCCAGCGCCACUGGAAACCCGCAGUACGGCAGUGCGGAUUCGGCAAGGAGCUGCGCACGCGGCUGGCUCAGAGGCGGCACAUCAAGCUGAAGCAGCGGCGGGCGGCGGGCGGCGCCAGGG
Astrephomene gubernaculifera is the source of this 459-nucleotide messenger RNA. NCBI's taxonomy places the organism in Eukaryota, Viridiplantae, Chlorophyta, Chlorophyceae, Chlamydomonadales, Astrephomenaceae. The record is from the annotation of a GenBank genome assembly.